Nicotiana attenuata is the source of this 1110-nucleotide messenger RNA. RefSeq lists its product as uncharacterized. The record is from RefSeq and is a predicted model, not a curated record. Bases 1 to 1110 code for a protein of 369 amino acids. The transcript is spliced from 5 exons. NCBI's taxonomy places the organism in Eukaryota, Viridiplantae, Streptophyta, Magnoliopsida, Solanales, Solanaceae.
AUGGAUUGUACAUACUGUGCUACGAACCAUAUGACUGAUACUAAAGGCUUAUUACAUUAUAAACUAUCAGUAGGAAGCACAGGACAUGUUCGAUUACCUACUGGAGAUUCAGCCACUAUUUCACAUAUGGGGGAAUGUCAGCUCACGGGAGGUGGUACACUUAAAGAUGUUCUUUGUGUUCUAGCUUUCAAGUUCAAUCUUUUGCCAGUGUCUAAGAUGACAAAGGACUUGAAAUGUUGUGUCACAUUCUUUCCACAAUGCUGUGUAUUUCAGGACCUCUUGUCUGGGAAGGUGAAGGAGAUUCGCAAAUCCACUUAUGAAAUGCUACAUGGAAAACAACCAUCUAUUUCACACUUGAGAGUGGUAGGAUGCCUGUGCUUUGCAACAAACAUAAUCAAGCAUGAUAAUUUUGAGCCAAGGGUUUUGAGGUCUGUUCUAUUGGGGUAUGUAGCACACCAGAAGGGUUACAGGCUGUUAGACCUGGAGCACAGAGAUUUUAUCACAAAUUCAGCUCCAAUUGCAACACAGGUUCCACACAAGGAACUUUGUACACAAUCAGCACCAUGCUCUUCCAAUAUACCCAAGACUUCCCACUCCACAAAUACUGUACCUACUACAAUUCCUAAUGGUGCUUCUAUACAUGUUGAUUCCACUCUUGCUAAUAUUCCAGCAUUAGGUUGUUAUCCAAACACAUAUGGUCAGGAGAUUAGGAAAUCAGGGAGAGUGUCUAAACCUCCCAUAUGGAUGCGGGAUUAUGUUCAGCCUACCAAGGGGAAGUCUGCUGGCUGCUGCAAAUACCCUCUUUCCGAGACCAAGACCAAGGAUGAUCUACAGUCCAGUUUUAAAGUCAAAGACCUUGGUGAGCUUAAAUUUUCUUGGGCAUUGACUUUGCUAGGAGUGACAAGGGGAUCUUCAUGCACCAAUGAAAAUUCUCUCUCAGCUUUUUGUUAUGCUGAUUGGGCUGCUUUCCCCAACACACACAGGUCUGCCACAAGGUAUUUUGUCAAGUUUGGUAGCUCCUUGAUUUCUUGGAAGUCCAAGAAGCAGUCAACUAUUUCUCGCAGCCCAGUAGAGGUUGAGUAUAAGAGUUUGGCCUCUACAAUAGCUUAG